Messenger RNA from Musa acuminata subsp. malaccensis (wild Malaysian banana), 6629 nucleotides. RefSeq names its product protein MOR1. NCBI's taxonomy places the organism in Eukaryota, Viridiplantae, Streptophyta, Magnoliopsida, Zingiberales, Musaceae. Gene Ontology annotation, cellular component: spindle pole; kinetochore; centrosome. Gene Ontology annotation, molecular function: microtubule plus-end binding; microtubule plus end polymerase activity. Gene Ontology annotation, biological process: establishment or maintenance of microtubule cytoskeleton polarity; mitotic spindle organization; microtubule polymerization. The record is from RefSeq and is a predicted model, not a curated record.
AACCCCAAACAAAUCUCCGCUCUCGUCUCGCUCCCUCUCGUCCCUCAAUUCUUUUUGUUCUCUAUUUCAUUUUCCUUUCUUCGCCACCCACUGGCCGGCGAAAAGAUCACGAGAAGAGGAGCGGCGAAACCCUCGCUCACUCGGUCCGAUUUCCUGCCAUUUCUACAUCUAUGCCGGUCUGAGGACAUUUCCUCGAAGGUGAAGGGGGGAGAGGAGCAGGGGAAGAGGGUGGAGGGCGAGCGGUGCGAUGGCGACGGAGGACGAGAAGUUGCUCAAGGAUGCGAAGAAGCUGCCCUGGGAUGAGCGGCUCCUCCACAAGAACUGGAAGGUGCGGAACGACGCCAACAUCGAUCUGGCCGCGGUCUGUGACUCUAUCACCGAUCCGAAGGAUCCGCGCCUCAGAGAGUUCGGGCCUUUCUUCAGAAAGACAGUGGCGGAUUCCAAUGCGCCUGUGCAGGAGAAGGCGCUCGAUGCCCUAAUUGCAUUUUUGCGUGCGGCGGAUGCUGAUGCUGGGAGGUAUGCGAAGGAAGUUUGUGAUUCCAUCGUUGCUAAAUGCCUCACUGGAAGGCCUAAGACAGUAGAGAAAGCACAGGCUGCCUUUCUCUUGUGGGUGGAGUUGGAGGCAGCCGAAGUGUUCUUGGAAGCAAUGGAGAAAGCAAUAAAAAAUAAAGUUGCAAAAGCAGUUGUGCCUGCAAUUGAUGUGAUGUUUCAAGCUCUUAGUGAGUUUGGGGCAAAGGUGGUUCCUCCCAAGAAAAUCCUUAAAAUGCUUCCUGAACUUUUUGAUCACCAAGAUCAGAAUGUCCGUGCAUCUUCGAAAGGUCUUACACUUGAACUGUGUCGUUGGAUUGGAAAGGAACCAGUAAAAUCUAUUUUAUUUGAAAAAAUGCGAGAUACUAUGAAAAAAGAGCUGGAGGCAGAACUUGCCAAUGUUUCUGGAAUUGCUCGACCUACUCGCAAAAUAAGAUCUGAGCAAGACAAGGAACCGGAGCAAGAAGUUGUUGCAGAAAUUGUGGGUGCUGAUGCUUCUGAAGAAUCUACUUCCGAUGCUCCUCAGGAAAUAGAUGAAUAUGAACUUGUUGAUCCUGUGGACAUCUUGAACCCUUUGGACAAGUCUGGAUUUUGGGAUGGAGUGAAAGCUGCAAAAUGGUCUGAAAGAAGGGAUGCUGUUGCUGAGCUUGCUAAACUUGCUUCAACUAAAAGAAUUGCUCCUGGUGAUUUUAGUGAAAUCUGUCGGACCCUCAAAAAGCUUGUCACAGAUGUGAAUCUAGCUGUUUCUGUAGAGGCGAUUCAAGCAAUAGGGAAUCUGGCAAAAGGUCUGAGAAAUCACUUUGCUGCAAGUUCACGGUUUUUGUUACCUGUUCUACUUGAAAAGUUGAAGGAGAAAAAACCAGCUUUAACAGAAGCCCUUUCUCAAACUCUUCAGUCAAUGCACAAGUCUGGAUGCUUGACACUAGUUGAUGUCAUUGAAGAUGUUAAAGUGGCUGUUAAGAAUAAAGUUCCACUUGUGCGCUCAUUAACAUUAAUCUGGGUUACAUUUUGUAUUGAGACAAACAAUAAAGCAACUAUUCUCAAAUUGCACAAGGAUUAUGUGCCUGUAUUUUUGGAGAGCCUUAAUGAUGGUACCCCUGAAGUGAGAGAUGCAGCUUUUGCUGCAUUGGCUGCUAUAGCUAAGAUGGUCGGCAUGAGACCUUUAGAAAGGUCAUUAGAGAAACUUGAUGAUGUCAGAAAAAAGAAGCUUUCUGAUAUGAUUGGAAGUUCUGGUGGUGCUGAGGCCUCGACAUCUGGAUCAGCUCCAACUUCAAAUUCAAGUGCUAGUAUAUCCAGUCAUGGGGGUGCUGAUAGCUCAUUUGUGAAGAGAUCUGCUGCAAGUAUGCUUAGUGGAAAGAAGCCUGCCCAAGCAGCAUUGGCUAACAAAAAAAGUGCCGCAAUAAAGACUAGUGUGAAAAAGGCUGAUGGGGUUGGGCAAUCAAAGACUUUUGGAUCAGUUGAGACUGAAGAUGUUGAGCCAGGGGAAAUGAGUUUGGAGGAAAUUGAAGGGAAAUUGGGUUCUCUCGUAAAGGCUGAGACUAUUUCUCAACUAAAAAGUGGUGUUUGGAAGGAACGCCUUGAAGCUAUUGGCUUACUGAAGCAGGAGAUUGAGAAUAUCCAGGAUCUUGAUCAGUCUGCUGAGAUUUUAAUUCGUUUUCUAUGUGCUGUUCCUGGAUGGAGUGAGAAAAAUGUGCAGGUUCAACAACAGGUCAUUGAGGUUAUCACAUACAUAGUUAGCACUGUGAAAAGAUUUCCAAAACGAUUUGUGGUGCUGUGUCUUCUAGGCAUUAGUGAAAGGGUUGCAGACAUUAAAACACGUUCCCAAGCAAUGAAAUGCCUUACUACUUUUUCCGAGGCAGUUGGUCCAGGAUUUGUUUUCGAUAGACUCUUCAAAAUCAUGAAAGAUCACAAGAAUCCCAAGGUUCUUAGUGAGGGUAUUUUAUGGAUGGUCUCCGCAGUUGAAGAUUUUGGAGUUUUGCAUAUAAAGUUGAAGGAUUUAAUUGAUUUUUGCAAAGACAUUGGGCUGCAGUCCAGUACAGCUGCAACAAGGAAUGUAACAAUUAAACUUAUUGGAGUCUUACAUAAAUUUGUUGGUCCAGAUAUUAAAGGCUUUAUGACUGAUGUCAAGCCUGCUCUUCUAAGUGCACUAGAUGCUGAGUAUGACAAAAACCCAUAUGAGGGUUCUGCUGCAGCUCCUAAGAAAACAAUAAAAGCCUUAGAUUCUGGGUCAUCUAUUUCUGCUUCUGGGUCUGAUGGGCUGCCACGUGAAGAUAUUAGUGCAAAGAUGACACCCAAUCUUUUGAAAGAUAUAGGAAGUCCUGAUUGGAAAGUUCGUUUGGAGUCCAUCGAAUCUGUUAACAAAAUUGUGGAAGAAGCACAUAAACGUAUCCAGCCUGCUGGAACUGUGGAGUUGUUUGGUGCUCUUAAAGGCCGUCUAUAUGAUAGCAAUAAAAACUUGAUAAUGGCAACAUUGGCUACCCUUGGUGGUCUUGCAUCUGCAAUGGGUCCUCCUGUUGAGAAAUGUAGUAAGGGAAUUCUAUCAGACGUACUGAAAUGCCUUGGUGAUAACAAGAAGCACAUGAGAGAAUGCACUCUAAAUACUUUAGACUCAUGGUGUCUUGCUGUUCAUCUUGAUAAGAUGGUUCCUUACAUCACAGUUGCAUUGGCUGAAUCUAAACUUGGUGCAGAGGGGCGAAAAGAUCUUUUUGAUUGGCUAACGAGGCAUUUAUCAAAGGCCAAUGAUUUAUCUGAUGCUUCACACCUCUUAAAGCCAACUGCUACUGCUUUGACUGAUAAAUCAGCAGAGGUUCGAAAGGCUGCUGAAUGUUGUUUGGGUGAAGUUUUGAGGGUUUGUGGACAAGAGGCAGCUAUCAAAUGCAUGAAGGAACUCAAGGGACCUGGGCUGGCUCUUGUACUUGAGAGGUUAAAGCCUUCUGGGUUGACUGAAGAAAUUUUAGAUUCCACAAGAUCUGUUUCUGGUGGUCUGGCUUCGAGAUCCACCAUAAAGAAUGGAAAACCAGGAUCCAAUAUCAGCAACGACCGUGGCUUGAGACAUGGCAUGAAGGCUACAACAAUGAGAAGUGUUCCAUCAAGGGCUUCAAAAUUUGAACCUUUUGUUUCUGCUCAAGAUCUUGCAGUCCAGUCACAGGCUUUAUUUAACAUCAAGGACUCAAAUAAGGAAGAUAGGGAGAGGUUUGUUGUUCGUAGAUUCAAGUUUGAGGAGCCACGUGUUGAGCAAAUUCAGGAUAUGGAGUAUGAUUUUGUGAAGCAUUUCAGAGAAGACCUACAUAGGCGACUUUUAAGCACAGAUUUUAAAAAGCAAGUAGAUGGGCUUGAAUUAUUGCAAAAGGUUUUACUGUCAAAUAGGAAAGAAAUAAUUGAACUUCUUGACAUACUCUUAAGGUGGUUUGUUUUGCGGUUGUGUGAGUCCAACACAACAUGCUUGUUGAAGGUGCUUGAAUUCCUUCCUGAGCUUUUUGGUAUUCUAAAGGAUGAGGGUUACACUUUAACUGAGGCAGAAGCCGCAAUGUUUCUUCCAUGCCUAAUGGAGAAGUCUGGUCACAACAUUGAAAAAGUCAGGGAAAAGAUGCGUGAAUUGAUGAAGCAAAUUGUUAACAUUUAUUCAGCUUCAAAGUUCCUUCCUUAUGUUUUGGAGGGCUUGCGAUCAAAGAAUAAUCGUACUCGAAUAGAAAGUGUUGAUUUCAUUGAAUACUUGAUUGAUCAUUAUGGAGCUGAGAUUAGUGGACAAUUAAAAUGUUUGCAACUUGUUGCUGGGUUAACAUCAGAACGAGAUGGUGAAAUCAGAAAAUCUGCUCUUAAUACAAUGGCUACUGCUUAUAAAAUUAUUGGGGAAGAUGUAUGGAGAUAUGUUGGAAAGCUAUCUGAUGCACAAAGGAGUAUGCUAGACGAUAGAUUUAAAUGGAAGGCUAGGGAGAUGGACAAGAGAAAAGAAGGGAAGCCUGGAGAGGCCAGAGCUGCUUUGAGGCAUUCAGUGAGAGAGAAUGGUCUAGAUGUAGCAGAACAGAGUGGAGAAGUUUACUUACAUUCUGUCUCUGUUCCUGUGGCAACAAGGGAAAAUGAUGUUUAUGCUGACUCCGACGAAAGGCACAUUUCAGCUCGACAAUUUGCUACUGCACAUGGUCUCACCGACUGGCUUAAAGCUAUUGAUAUCAUUGCAAUGGGUUCACCUGAACAGUCAGUUGAAGGUAUGAAAGUUAUAUGCCAUGAGCUAACACAGGUCACAGGUGACCCUGACAGCGGUUCAAUUGAAGAUAUCGCUAAAGAUGCUGAUAGAUUGGUCUCCUGCUUGGCGACAAUGGUUCCUAAUACCUUUAACUUCAGCCUCUCUGGAGCUUCUUCAAGAUCUUGUAAAUAUGUGCUUAAUACACUUAUGCAGGCCUUCCAGAUCAAAAAACUUGCACAUGCUGUGAAAGAGAAUACACUAGACAACCUGAUCACUGAACUUCUUCUUUGGCUUUUGGAUGAAAGAGUGCCUCUGAUGGAUGAUGGUAGCCAAUUAUUGAAAGCACUUAAUGUUUUGAUGCUCAAAAUUCUGGAUAAUGCAGAAAGAACAUCAUCUUUUGUGGUGCUAAUUAAUCUAUUGAAACCUUUGGACUCCUCGAGGUGCUCAUCCCCUGUAUCUUCUGAAGCACUCAUUACCAGGAAUCAGAAGUUCUCAGAUCUAGUUGUUAAAUGUUUAAUUAAGCUGACCAAGGUUUUACAGAGCACAAUUUACGAAGUCGAUCUUGAUCGUGUUCUUCAAAGCAUUCAUGUAUACUUGCAAGAACUGGGAAUGGAAGAGAUACGGAGGAGGGCUGGAGCUGAUGACAAACCACUUCGGAUGGUUAAAACUGUUCUGCAUGAACUUGUGAAGCUCCGUGGUACAGCUAUAAAGGGUCACCUUUCUAUGGUACCUAUAGAUACAGAGCCUCAACCUAUCAUUCUUGCUUAUAUUGACCUAAAUCUUCAGACGCUUGCAGCUGCUAGAAUGCUGACUCCAUCUGGUCCCAUGGGCCCAACAAAUUGGGGUGAUACUGCUUCAAACAGUCCAACUCAUGCAACACAUUCAGCAGAUGCUCAACUGAAGCAAGAACUUGCUGCAGUAUUUAAGAAAAUUGGUGACAAGCAAACUUGUACCAUCGGACUAUAUGAACUCUACCGUAUUACUCAACUCUACCCCAAGGUAGAUAUAUUUGCUCAGCUCCAAAAUGCUAGUGAGGCUUUUAGAACCUAUAUUAGAGAUGGAUUGGCUCAGAUGGAGAAGAAUGCAGCUGCUGGAAGGACACCUUCUAGUCUUCCCAUGUCAACUCCACCUCCCUUAGCAACUCUCCCAUCUCCAAAGUUUGGAGCCCUAUCUCCUGUACGCACAAAGUCAAUUAGUGCAAAAAGUGAAAGCAUAUACUCUAAUGUUGCUGUUCCAUAUGCGGAAGAUGAUGCUGGUGGGACAACAGCAGCUUUGAGGGGUCAAACUGAUCCAUCAGAGUUUAGGUCUCACUUAGGAGAUGAUCGCAUGGACCGAUAUCCAGCUGCUCCUGCAGUAACAAUGGGGACUCUGGAUGCCAUCAGAGAGCGGAUGAAAAGCAUUCAAGCUGCAGCCGCUGCUGGCAGCUUGGAUGGUUCAGCCCGACCAUUAGCACAUAUCAAUAGUAAUGUGCUUCAUGGAGUUGAUCAUAUUGAUGGGGAAACCCUGGCCCAGAUCAAUGUUCUUCCAAUGGAUGAGAAGGCAUUAUCCGGAUUGCAAGCACGAAUGGAAAGGCUAAAAAGUGGAUCCCUUGAAAUGCUUUAGCUGACGGUGUCACACUAUUACAGGUUAUAUAGACCAAUGUAAACGACAACAGAGAGCUACACUUCCAGUUUUUUGGUGCACUAGAUGGUGGGCUUGCGGAAAUGUGGCCUGGUACAACCUGGUGCCAUCUUUAUGGUGAUGGUACGUCAGGUGGUUAUAUUCAUAUAUGAAAUGAUCGUACGUUUGUUGUUUAUAGUAUUUUUCAUUGGUCCAAUGUCACAGGGUGAUUCUUUGACAUGUCCAUAAUUUUUGUCUUGAAAUCGUGUACAUGCUAAAACUCGCUGAGUUCAUUUGUUCAACCCACUAUCCUUAUUUA